This is a messenger RNA of Microthlaspi erraticum, 1068 nucleotides long. NCBI's taxonomy places the organism in Eukaryota, Viridiplantae, Streptophyta, Magnoliopsida, Brassicales, Brassicaceae. The record is from the annotation of a GenBank genome assembly.
AUGGCAGUUGCUCUAUCUUCUUCCUCCGGCGUCGCCUUUCAUCUUCAUUCUCCGUCGUCAGGAUUAUCCGUCAACAGACUUCUGUUUCGUAAUCGGAACUUCAAUCCUUGCUGUCUAUCUCUUCCAAUUCAUCGUCCUUCUCGCUCUGUACUUGUUUUUGCUCGUGGGAAGAACAGGAAGGGAUUCGCAUCUUCGUCGUCUUCGUCUCCGAAGAGAAAUAAAAAGAAAAUUUUUCAAGGAGAUGAUAACGGAGGAAGUGAGGAGGACGAUCCAUUUGAGGCAUUGUUCAAUCUAUUGGAAGAGGAUUUGAAAAACGAUAAAUCUUCGAUAGAUGAUGAGGAGAUAACCGAGGAAGAGCUAGAUGCAUUAGCAGCAGAGUUAGCUGAAGCAUUAGGUGGCGGUGACGAUGUUGAUGGCAUUGACUUGUUUGGUUCAGCUACUGGUGAUGACGCUGAUGAAGAAACGGAUGACGAGGAUGAUGAUGUUGUUGCUGAUGGUGACGAAGAGGAUGAGGAGGAUGAUGACAGCGAAGAAGAUGAAAGACCCACAAAGCUCAAGAAUUGGCAGCUUAGAAGAUUGGCUUAUGCAUUGAAAGCUGGGCGCCGUAAAACUAGUAUUAAGAAUCUGGCGGCUGAGCUAUGUCUUGAGAGGGCUUACGUUCUUGAAUUGCUUCGUGACCCGCCUCCGAAGCUUUUAAUGCUAAGUGCUACACUACCAGAUGAAAAACCGCCGGUAGCAGCACCUGAAAACACCUCACCUGAUCCAGUUCCUGUAGAAUCGUCAUCGGCUGAAGAUGUUGUUGGGGUGGAAACUGAGGGAAAAGUAGAAGAAGGAGAAGCAGUACAUGUGAUGCAACAGAGAUGGUCUGCUCAGAAAAGGGUGAAGAAAGCUCACAUUGGAACACUAGAAAAAGUUUACAGACGAUCAAAACGACCCACUAAUGCUGUAGUAAGCAGCAUUGUUCAAGUUACCAAUCUUCCAAGGAAGAAAGUUUUAAAGUGGUUCGAAGAUAAAAGAGCAGAGGAUGGAGUUCCAGAGAAGCGAGGUCCGUAUCAAGCGUCGGUUUGA